UCGCUAUGUGCAUGCGUGUCUGUUUUCCUUCUCUGUGUAUUGGUUCAGCAUCUCGACUCUCCAUUGAAACGUUGUGAGACCCUUUGUCUCUGUAGGGGGAGGUGGGGCCGCUAGCAUACGCACAGCAAUAGAGUGGAGUCUUGUGAGGAGCAAUGCAAGGUUGUAGAAAUUAGGAGGAAAAAAGAUGGUUGCAAAGACAAAUGCUAUGGAGCCGAAUAUCCGACGUCCAACAUAAAAAUAACCUCACCACGGUACACCGCAGACAUGUCUGCAUGGCAGUGUUGCGUUUUCUUGUUCUUGCGGGUGGUGGGAGUCAAGUGGCAACCAGUUUUGAAGAGCAUUACCGCACCUACCAUAUUGGAGUGUGGCCCAGAGUUACGAAAGUUAUACAGCAACCGGAUCGGACGAAUCACGUGGCGGAAGCCGAUAUUAUCCAAGUGGAUACAGUGGAUCGGCAGCCGAUCCCGAUCCUGAAGAUCGGAUCGGGACAUCCCUAACUGUUACUAUAAAACAUAUAGCAUAUAUACAAUCUAACUGGUAAACUUUGAAACUAUUAUACUAAAUACUAAUGAUUUAGUAUUUCACAUUCACAGUUUCAAAGUUUACAGGUCAUCAAAAUAGUUUAUCAUUCGGUAAUUCACAGUUCAAAUCAGUAUAACAAUAAAAAUAAUUACACAUAAUUCGUCAAUAGUUGUGUACAUAAACUGAGUAUACCAGUGAAAAUAGUUAUGUAGCGUUCAUAAUUAUACAUACACCUUUAUUACAUCCAGUUAGCAUUUGCUAUAAAAACACUACUGUGCAAUACUGUAUACGAGACAUUAAAAGAAUUGUCUCAAUUUUUAACCGCAGGAUGGAUUAUCAAUAUGUACCUCAUUCGUCACCAUGCGUGCGGAGAAAACUGCACAAUACAUACCUGGAACGUAAUUGGUGCCGUGCCUGCGCGAGGACUAUGUCACUUCCUACUUUAGCAAAUUUUUACAACAGCGCUUCUGCGACCUCACAUGCUGUAGUAAUUAUUUUUUAAAUGUAUGAACAUAAAUGGUCAAUAACCAUACUUCAUAUAUAUAUAAUUUACUGAGAAGUUAUUUUAUAAGCGACUCUUGUUAAAAGACUUAGCAUGCAGAUGUUUCUAUCGUCUUAUGACAUCCACCAACACUGAGCUAUGUGAAAACUUGCGCAAUGCACGUAGCGCAGAUGCAAACGUCAUAUCCAGUUAGUAUAACAUAGACAAAUAAAUAGAAUAAAACACAUAAAAUGCAGUGUUAUUUCAGUGUAAACAACCAUAAGCAAAGUGCAAUGAUGGAUUAAUGUAGAGGAUUCAGCUAGAGCUUUUAUAACUAAGCGGAGAAAUACCAUCCACCCAAACAUAUCUUCCUAGCAAAUGCUUUUGUGUGUAUUUGCAGUGGCAAAAAAACCGUAAAAUAAUUUUAUGGAACAAAGAAAAGAGGGCUUAUAAAUUGUCCACUUGCACCAUGGAUAUUAUAUAAGAAAAAAGAUCGAUUAUGUUGUAAUUCCUCAAAUUUGUAUUUAUCUUAAUGUUUUUGAGAGUGGAGGAGGGCGUAUAUUGCUUGCUGCUGUAAAAUAGAUCGACGGAUGACAUGGAUUACACAUGCAUAACAUGUGAGUGCCGAAAAAGAGGUCGACCAGAUGUAGACGCGUUCUGCACAUGGGUAGAACCCAGUUGAACCGGGUACGUAUUGCGUAAUGACACUGCUCAUCACCGGGGAUGGCGUGCUCAAAUUGUUUGCUCGCGCUACGGCGUUUGAAACUACUACACUGAUUCCAUUAUUGGUUGUGCUAGUAACCAUCCACUCAGCGGUGAGUUAAACGUUUCUUUUAUCUUGUCUGAUUGUGCAGCAUCGCAAAUGGUGCCAUUUAAAAGCCCAUCAAGGUAACUGCUAAUUGACCAUAUCUGCAAACACGGUCGGCUUGACCCCUUUAAUGGCUGUAUUUGUAAAACUCAUGGAAGUUCAUAUUGUGGCCUAACAUGUUGCCAAAAGACGUAUUAAAAAUAACCUUUUGUUUGUUCGUUUUUCCUAUUUUAUGGUGGUUUAUGUUACUUUUUUAAUAUACGCCUAAGUAGCAUUGUAGUUUUUAAUUGGCUUUGUAACCCCAUGGAGUUUAAUGAAAUUUUUGUAACAAGAUUGAAUUGAAACAUUGAUAAUUAUCAUUCAAUGGUUAAUUGGAGACUCUAAAUUAUCCAUAGGUAUGAAUGUGUGUGUGAAUGGUUGUUUGUCUAUAUGUGCCCUGCGAUUGGCUGGCGACCAGUCCAGGGUGUACCCUGCCUGUUGCCCGAAGUCAGCUGGGAUAGGCUCCAGCAUACCACCGCAACCCUAAUGAGAAGCGGCAUAGAAAAUGAAUGGAUGGAUGGAUGUUUAUUGAAUUAUAUUAAUAUUUAAAGAUCACUUAUAAACUGAAACAUGAAUUUCUGAUCUUGUUCAAAGUGACUCAUAUUGAAUACAUUUAUAUUGAUAAUGCUGUACAAAAUAUAGCAUGAAUGAAAGUUAUUUGUUAUCAGUAACAAAAUGUUACCUGUUGAUUUAUAUAAUUGUGUCUUGACCUUGUGUAGGUCAGAUUUUUUCCCCCUGAACCCUUUGUGUGACAUUCCCUACCUGAUGACGAGCUACCAACACACCGCAUCGCAGAGUUAGAGUUCCUCGCAAUUUUCGCUUGUUGGAAGAGCUGGAAGAUGGCCAAAAGGGCGAAGGUGAUGGAACAGUGAGCUGGGGCCUGGAGAACGACGAGGACAUGACUUUCACGCUGUGGACCGCCAUGAUCAUUGGACCUGCCAGAACCAGUUACGAGAACAGGAUAUACAGCCUGAAAGUGGAAUGUGGCCCCAGAUAUCCAGAGACAGCCCCGACUGUUAGAUUUGUAACAAAAAUUAGCAUGAACGGGAUAAAUAAUUCCAACGGGAUGGUGGACUCGCGUAGCAUACCAGUGUUAGCAAAAUGGCAGAAUUCUUAUACCAUAAAAAUUGUUCUUCAAGAGUUAAGGCGUCUAAUGAUGUCCAAAGAAAAUAUGAAGCUUCCACAACCUCCAGAAGGACAAACCUACAGCACUUAAUCACAAUGGAUUGUUUUGACCCUGUGUUUUAAAAACCUUACGUAGAAAUAUAAUGUCCAAAAAACAACCAAGAAAAUCAAGAGGCUCACCUUGCACACCAACAAUGUUGUCUGCAAGAGCAGGAUUGGACUUUAUUGCCCGGCUCUUUCAAAAUAAAGCAACCUUGCUUUAGGGAGUAUCUACAACAAGAGCAAUUAUGCAGCGUUCAUUUUAACAACUAUUAUGUCCAAGCCAGCCUGAGUGGGCUUGAUGGGUGUGGAGCAUGAGGCCACACACGGUGGUAGCAUUGUGUACACCAGAGGGGGCAUGUUGUGUAACUCAUACCUUCUUUAAUUAAAGUCACAAAAGACGCCACCUUUUUUUUUUCUUUUUUUAAACAUGUAGGCGGCUCAGUAAUAAAGAACUGUGGCUCUGUAGUCUAAAAGUAGUGUCACGAGAUGAGAUUUUUUUUUAAUAUAUAUAUUAUAAAUAUAUAUGUAUUUGACACAAUACCAAUGUUUCUGUUCUCAAGCUCUUUGAUGUGUAAGAGACAUUGAAGCCUGUUCUGCUCUGGAAAAAAAUAAAGAAGAAAAAACCCUUGCAUUUAA
Molecule: messenger RNA, 3653 nt
Organism: Dunckerocampus dactyliophorus (ringed pipefish)
Lineage: Eukaryota; Metazoa; Chordata; Actinopteri; Syngnathiformes; Syngnathidae
Gene: ube2v2
Product: ubiquitin-conjugating enzyme E2 variant 2
Exons: 4
Coding region: 2749-3066 (105 amino acids)
Biological process (GO): DNA damage tolerance; protein K63-linked ubiquitination
Cellular component (GO): nucleus
Source: RefSeq, a predicted model, not a curated record